Molecule: messenger RNA, 525 nt
Organism: Rotaria sp. Silwood2
Lineage: Eukaryota; Metazoa; Rotifera; Eurotatoria; Philodinida; Philodinidae
Source: the annotation of a GenBank genome assembly
AUGGAAGAUCUUGAACUUGAACUACCGUUUGAUUAUAAAGUUUUAUCAAUCGUCUCAAACUUUGAUCAUUUAUUAUCACUCACAUUAUCACAUUUGGAUCAUUAUCCAUUUCAAUUGCAAUCGUUACUCGACAAAAUGCCUCGUUUGUUGUCAUUGAAGUUUCGAUCAUGGUGGUCCACAGAAGAAAUGCCUCCAUUCGAUAUUAAGUGUCCAUCAGUUCGUUAUCUUGAUCUACAAGGAGUUAAUGAAUUCCAUCGUCCUCACUGUUUCAAUAUUCAACAGUGUAAAACGUUGAGCAAGUCACCCCUAGGUAUUAAAUGCCAAGAACUUCGAAUUGAAGUAACAGAUGUACCGAACAUACUUGAACUUGUAUAUAUGAUGGAGAAUCUUCGAACACUAUAUAUUACAUAUUUUCAUGAUUCACGAAGUCAUCGACCUGAUGUUGUUAACUUGAUACGACAUUAUGCACCACCGACAACGAUCGUGACACGAAAAUAUUAUGGAUACAUUACUCUUCGAUUGUAA